Molecule: messenger RNA, 657 nt
Organism: Acanthosepion pharaonis
Lineage: Eukaryota; Metazoa; Mollusca; Cephalopoda; Sepiida; Sepiidae
Source: the annotation of a GenBank genome assembly
AUGUUUCUUUCUUUCUUUCUUUCUUUCUUUCUUUCUUUCUUUCUUUCUUUCUUUCUUUUUUCUUUUUUGUUUCCAAACACUAUGUUACAUUUAUUUAUUCAUUCUUUCUUUCUUUCUUUCUUUCUUUCUUUCUUUCUUUCUUUCUUUCCCAAAGAAUCAGAAUACAUUUCACGAAAGCAUCAAGAAAUUUUCGCCUUUUCUACAUUUCAUUCUUUCUUGCUUCUUCUCUUUGUUGCUUUCUUCCUUUUGCUCUUUACCCAUAUUUCUUUGUUGUUUUUAUUGUUUUCUUCUUUCUUUCUUUCUUUCUUUCUUUUUCGCUCACACUGCAUACUUGGCCCCUUUCCAACUUUCUUUCCUUCGUUUUAUCUUUGUUGCUAUCUUCUUUUUCACACAUUCCCACCUUUCUUUCUUUCUUUCUUUCUUUCUUUUCAAUCGUUCACGCCUUUUUUUCUUUCUUUCUUCUUGUUCAUCCGUUCCCAACUUUCUUUCUUUCUUUCUUUCUUUCUUUCUUUCUUUCUUUCUUUCUUUCUUUCUCGCUCUUAUUGCAUAUUUCUUUCGUUCUCACCUUUCUUUCUUUCCUUCGUUUUUUUCCAUUCUUGCUUCCUUCUUUUUCACUCCUUCCCACAUUUCUUUCUUUCUUUCUCGCUCACUCUUUAG